AUGUUUCCACCCGGCUUUGUGACAGACUCUACGAACCGCCGCGUGCCAACUGCAGACGUCACCGCGGCCAAGGUCGCUGCCCCUGCAGCAGAGACAGGCAGCCCCUUCACUGUGGGCGCAGCGGCAGCCACCGCCGCGGGUGCCGUGGCGGUCGCUGCCCGGGCCGAAGUGGGACCUGGCGAGAAGGUCGUGGGCAUCGACCUGGGCACCACCAACUCCGCAGUGGCGGCCAUGGAGGCCGGCGCCCCCACCAUCAUCCCCAACGCGGAGGGCGCACGGACCACGCCCAGUGUUGUGGCCUAUUCCAAGAGCGGUGAGCUGCUGGUGGGGCAGAUCGCCAAGCGCCAGGCCGUUGUGAACCCAGAGAACACCUUCUACUCCGUCAAGCGCUUCGUCGGCCGCCAGCCCAACGAGGUGGGUGAAGAGCUGAAGGAGGUGUCCUACAAGGUGGAUUUUGAAGGCCAGAAGGUGAAGAUCGACUGCCCGGUCUUGAGCAAGAAGUUCGCGCCGGAGGAGGUCUCUGCACAGGUGCUGCGCAAGCUCAGCGGCGAUGCCGGCACUUACUUGAGUGCCACCGUCCAGAAGGCCGUCGUGACCGUUCCUGCCUAUUUCAACGAUUCGCAGCGACAGGCCACGAAGGAUGCCGGGAAGAUUGCUGGUCUGGACGUGCUGAGAAUUGUGAACGAGCCCACCGCUGCCUCCUUGGCAUAUGGCUUGGAGAAGGCGAACAACGAGACAAUUUUGGUCUUCGAUCUCGGAGGAGGAACCUUCGACGUCUCCGUGCUGGAGGUCGGCGACGGAGUCUGUGAGGUGCUCGCCACCAACGGCGACACCCACCUGGGCGGCGACGACUUCGACAAGGUCAUCGUGGACUGGCUGGCGGAAGACUUCCAGAAGACCGAGGGCAUCGAGCUCCUCAAGGACAGGCAGGCACUGCAGCGCCUGACGGAGGCUGCAGAGAAGGCCAAGAUCGAGCUCUCCGGUGUGCAGGAG
Molecule: messenger RNA, 993 nt
Organism: Symbiodinium sp. CCMP2592
Lineage: Eukaryota; Dinophyceae; Suessiales; Symbiodiniaceae
Source: the annotation of a GenBank genome assembly